AUGCUCUACGUGCUCAGUGUAUUCCAUGCAAUAUUUGCGUUGUGCUCAGCUGAAGAAUCUGAUCUUCCUCUAACAGUUACAUGCAAGCGGAAUUCAGAUGACUAUUCGGCUUGUUUAAAACAAGCUAUUGAGGAGGUAUGGCCACGAUUUGUAGCAGAUAUACGACUUCCAGAAUUUGACAUUCCACUUUUGGAUCCGUUUUUUCACAAAUACUACAAAUUUGUAAUGAAUUCAGACAACAUGCAUGGAGAAUUAAUUUUGUCAAAUAACACUAUAAUUGGUUUAUCAAAACUUCGUAUUUCAAAUGUAAGAACGCAUUUUCUUGAUGAGGUUUUCCGUUUGGAAACUGACAUAAACAUAUCUUCAAAAGGUUCUGUAAAAAUUAAUGGUAAUUUCAAUCUAUUCAGAAUUGCUAAUGAAGGAUAUUAUAGUCUAAUCUUGGAAGAUGUCAGCGGAACUACGAAUUUUACAGGACAUGUAAUAAACGAUACAUGGAUUGUAGAACAUUUUUAUUUUGUUCCGUCAAUUGGAAAGUUUAAAUUGUAUUAUGAUAAUGUAGACAAAAAAAAAGCAAUCACUGUCGUAAAUUUAGUAAAUACGAAUUGACUAAGGCUUUAUCCAGUGAUAAGGUCAUCUUUGUUCGAUAGAAUAGAAUUGCUUUUGAUUGACUUUGCAAAUAAGUUCUUCUCGAAAGUAUCCUUCUCAAAAAUAUUUCCAUAAAAAUUUAUAUAUUAUAUAAGUCAGAGCACAAAUAUCUUAUAAAUAAAGAAUGUUCAGAAUUUUAAACGCAAACAUAUAUACUCUCUAAAUCUGAAUCAGUGAAUAAUCACUGAUAUCAGUGUCACUAGUAAUCAGUGAAUUAAAUAUGAGAUCCCUAAUCUAGCUAAUCUUUAUUAUAUGAUCUAAUUAAUCUUGUUUUAGUGCUUAAAUUCAAUGAACGAUAUUGAAAAAUUGAAAUUAACGUGCAAAUUAGUAUUUUAGUUAUAAUGCUCAAACAUUCUUUCUUUUUUGAAUUUCACUAAUUAUCAGUGCUAAAUAGAUAAUUAGUGGUUAUCCAUUGAUUCAGAUUUAGAGAAUAAGUUACUUCUCUACAAUUCUGUAUUAAUCUUUGUUUUUAAAUUAUUAUUUGAAAGCAAAAUAAAUAUAUAUGUUAAAAUAUAAA
Molecule: messenger RNA, 1162 nt
Organism: Atta colombica
Lineage: Eukaryota; Metazoa; Arthropoda; Insecta; Hymenoptera; Formicidae
Exons: 5
Coding region: 1-606 (201 amino acids)
Source: RefSeq, a predicted model, not a curated record